Liolophura sinensis is the source of this 3308-nucleotide messenger RNA. Its product is annotated as serine-rich adhesin for platelets-like. The transcript is spliced from 9 exons. The record is from RefSeq and is a predicted model, not a curated record. The coding region runs from base 245 to 3208 and encodes 987 amino acids. Gene Ontology annotation, molecular function: protein binding. Lineage: Eukaryota; Metazoa; Mollusca; Polyplacophora; Chitonida; Chitonidae.
GUGGAGAAAGAACAGACCGAAGAUGUUUCAUUUGUUAUCGAAGUCGAGCCUCUCAGCUGUAACGUAGAAUGACCAAUGUAGAUCUAUGAAAGAAGAAGAUCCUGUUAUGUGUUUGAUGUUGGAGUUAUGACUGUAGGACAAGAGGUGGAUAAGAUUCCUUCCAUUGCAUGAGCAGUCACUGAUCAUCAGCUGUUUGUCGUGCUUGCAAUCUCAGGUUGAUGUGGUCAGAAUGUCUUAGAGUACGAUGGACAACGCGAGAUUGUACAAGGUGACGGAUCUCACGACUCGGCCGGCUAAGGUGACACCUGAUCAGCUGGAGGUGACCGAGUCUGGGAAUGCUGUCAAGGUUCACUCCGAUGUGCCUCACCUGGUUAGCCUGGGUAGUGGGCGCCUCAGUACAGCUGUCACCCUACACCCUUUGCCUGAAGGGUGCACCACCAUUGGCACAAACCAGUCCAGCAGCCCUCAGGAUAUUGUGGUGCAGGGGACUGGGGUACAAGCCAACCACUGCUCCAUAGAAAACCGGCAUGGUGUCAUCACACUCCACCCGCUGGCGAAGCCUUGUGCUGUGGAUGGUUUGCUCAUUGAGAAACCCACCAGGCUGGCUCAAGGCUCUAUGAUUUGCAUUGGACGUUCCAAUUACUUUCGCUUUAAUCAUCCUCAAGAAGCUCGGAAAAUCAAAGAUGCGAUGCCCAACUGUCGGAUAUCUGUGGCUCCGCUCACAUUCCUGCAGGGGCUGGAAGAUAAUCCGGAGUACCUUAAGAUGAUAUCAGAGGCCAGUGGUACAAAAGCCAAUGGUUCUACUCUGACAGACUCGCCACUCGUAUCCCAGUCACAACCAAGACCAACGCCUCGCUCUGCUAUACCCCCUCCUGUACCUGUGAGGGAUUCCAGCAGAUCCAAGGUCCACAAGAUCAACAAGGAGAUUUUCAGAGACAGUUUAGAAAAAGACGAUUUUGUGAACAAAGUGUGCAAGUUUGAACUUAUUUCUCGGGGAAAGUCUUCUCCACGAUCCCCGACAAACAGUGGUAGCCCCUCCCCUUCUGUAGGGUCUGACCAUCACGAGAGGUCGGGAGACUCAAGUGACAGUAGUGCAAUAUCAAGUCCAAACGUCACUUACGCAGGGGAAAAACUGUUCACCAAGGACACUGCCACAACCCGAGUGGCUUUUAGUGUUGUACAAGGUGCUCCACCAGUAACACCCACAGAUCGCAUUCCAAGUACAUGCAGCUCCACGAGUACCACAUCGUUGACAAGUGUCAGUAGUCUGGCAUCAAGUAGUAGUUCAGACACGUGUUCUAGUCACUCAUCACUGUCAUCAGGAAACAUCACCAUGACGAGCCCUGCCUCCCCCUUAUCCACCUCCCCCUUCUAUCAGCAGCCUCCUGGAGUGUACAAAGACAACACCAAACAUGUCCCGGUGAUGGGCAAUAGCUUAGUGUUUGUAAACGGAGCUGUGGUGAAUGGAGGGAACAGGGGCAGUGGUUCGAGCCUGGGAUCAGACUUUAACAAUCCGAGGCACACAUUUGAAGGAAUUGACUUUGAUAUAACAGAGCUCACUGCCAGCCAGCAAGAUCUUUCCAUGAAACAUAAGGAAAUUGUAGCUGAGAGGAAGCGUGAACAAGAGCUUGAGAAACAAGAGCGCCAGCGUUUGGAAGAAAUUUUAAUGAUGUGUGCGGAAUACGAAAAACAGGUGGAAAGUGAAAAUAAGACAAAGGACCAAGCUAAACAGCCUAUACCUGUGGGAAGGCAUUUUAAUUUGAACUUGGCACAGAAUAUGACCACAGACCCAAAUUUGUCAGGAUCUACGGAACGAAAGGAUAAAUCUGAAUUUCGUAACUCCAUAACCAAAAUUAAAACCAAUGGGUCACUAAAUCUCCUUGCCUCUCCAAACAAUCCUCAGAAGGAGGGAACUGUUUUUGGAUUUCAGCCCAAACGCUGUGGCUCCAGUUCCUCUAACUCUGAGGAUGAACCAUUUCUCAGCUCUGAGGAAACUGGCACGAUUAAGAAAAGACCACCCCCACCAUUUGACACUACCAAGACCGACAACAAAAACUCCCACAACUUUUCCCCAGUCUCGUCGCCAUCGUUCAGGGUGGAGGCUGUGUCCAAGGUGUCACCCCCUCCACCAUUAUCAUCUGGCUCUUCAGCUGCCAGCUUUCCAAAGUUUUCAUCACCAGCCAAUCAGCCCUCAUCAAAAGACAGCAAUAAUGUGGUGUCUAGUCCACUAAUUUCUCAGGUAACGGCUGCUGAUGUCCAUGUGGAUUAUCCAAAGAUCAGCCAUGUUCCAAAACCAAACCCGCCUCCACCAAUCAUACAAACCGAGUCUCCUGAUGAUGAAAAUAUGGUGUUGAAUUUUAAAAUGGAGGACAGCCCAAAAGGAUCCAGUAAUGUGGACAGUUCCUACCAAUUGAGCUACGAGUUUGAAAACAAGCGACAUUCAGAUUCUCAGCCAAUUAUUGUGCGUGAAAUUAAAGAACUGGAUUCUGCGUUUGAUGCCAUGGUACACGAGCAGGAUCAGUUACAGAUGAUGAUAAAUGCUUCAGCUAAUACUGAUAGUACUGAGUCCAAAGCAGAGAAUACUUCUGGGCAGGUUCACUGUGAGAGCUCAGUCACUAAUGCAGAUAGUGAAACUGAAAGUGCUCGAUGUCCACCUGAGAUUAAGGUGGAGGUGACAGUUACCUGUAAUGGUGAGGACCAGGUGGACUUCAAAGUGUCACCACCCUUAAUGAGUAGCCCUAAAACUGACACCCCUAGAUCUUCUACGGAGGAACCAAAGUCUCCUGUGUCAUCUGUGGCAUUGGAUGUCCGCUCCCCGGUGACGAGUGAUAGUGACCAGAGUCUUCACCAGAUGAAGGGACCAGAGAGGGCUGCAUCGUCCAGCGGGGUAGAAACCUCCAGCGAGAAUAGCCUCCACAGUAUUGCAGACACUGAACUGAAAGGCCAUGCUCACCUGAGCAGGCUGAAGAAGAUGAAGGCUGAGCUGUUGUCGCGUAUCAAUGAGCUGAAGAAACAGAUACAGGAGAUUGAGGCUCAGGAAAACGAGGCCAUUAGAGAGUUGGAGAUGGAGAGGGCUUUACUGGAAGGGGAACACAAGAAGGAAAUGGAAGAGAUGCAGAAAGACCAGGAACACAUUGAUGUCCUCCAGGAAAAACAACAACGCCUCAUACAAAGAGCUGCAGUGGAGAGAGAGAAAGUAAAUAUAUGAUUUGAGCGAAUUAAAUAGUUGUUAGAAACAGUCCGGUGUGAGUUAAGAGUUUCUUGUCCAGGAUAGGAGCAAUGCUUCAAUUGAACCUGUAUGUGUCAAG